CCCGCGGUGUGUGUUGGUGUAAUUGGCCCUCCCGGCCUGGAGGCGGGGCUGUUUUCGGAUACUCUGGUGUUUUGUCGGCCGCUGGGCGCAGACAUUGUGAGGAGCGGCAGGAUGAAGAUGGUCGCGUUUCUAAUCGCAGCGGUUUGUCUGGGUGCAGCUGUAGCCAAUCCCCUCUUGGGGCAGGAACGAUGUGCUGAAGGGCCUACCUUUUGGUGUCAAGAUGUAAAGACUGCCUCUGGCUGUGGAGCUGUAAAGCACUGUCAGCAGACUGUCUGGAGACAGCCAACUGUGAAAAGUGCCCCUUGUGACCUGUGCAAAGAAGUUGUGUCAGUGAUGGGAAACCUUCUAAAAGACAAUGCCACAGAGGCGGAAUUGCGAGGUUACUUGGAAAAAGCCUGUGACCUGCUUCCAAGCCCGACCUUGACAACACAAUGCAAUGAAUUAGUAGAUGACUACUUGCCGAUCAUCUUGGAUAUUCUGAAGGGAGAGUUGGACAAUCCUGAAGUGGUGUGUAGUGCUCUGCACUUGUGCCAGUCGCUGCAAGAGAACCUUGCUGAGAGAAAUAUUCUCUCCAAUGAGAUACCAGAAGUGGACAUGUCCAGAUUAACCGCCCCUUUCAUUGCCAAUGUCCCUCUCCUCCUCUAUCCACAGCAGGUCACUAGGCCUAAGAGCAAUGAUGCUGUGUGCCUGGACUGCACCCAGUUCAUCACUGAUAUUCAGACAGCUGUGAAAGAGAAGUCUGUCCUCGUGGAUGAGCUGCUUGCACAGUUAAAACAGCAGUGUAAUCUGGGACCUGGUUUAACAGAACUGUGUGAGAAGUACAUUGCUGUGCAUGGGCCACAAGUAGCUGAGAUAUUGAUGCAGACUGAUGCAAAAGAGAUUUGUACAGUACAUGGAUUUUGCCAGAAACCAGCCACUGUGCCAAUGCAGCUCCUCCAGGAAGCCAUUGUUAACCCUGUCCAGAAAAGCCCGAUGCCUAUGGUAACAUCGCAGGGAUGUGUAAUGUGUGAGUUUGCCUUGCAACAGAUUGAGAAACUUCUGCAGCAGAACAGAACUGAGGAGAUGAUCACUAAUGCCGUGGCAAAAGUGUGCUCCAUUCUGCCAGCUACUAUUGAAAGUGAAUGCGAAGACUUUGUCAAACAAUAUGGAAAGGCAGUGGUGGAGCUUCUUGCACAGGAAUUGGACCCUGCCUUUGUGUGUACCGCCAUUGGCCUCUGCAAGAACACAGAACGUGUGGUUGUUGAGAAAAUUAAACCAAAGCAGCUGAAAGCGGGUCCUCUGUGUGAAAUCUGUAAGACAGUGGUAGAAUAUCUGGAUGGUUUCCUGGAAAGUAACGCUACUGAGAAGGAAAUUGAGGCUGCCCUAGACAAAGUCUGUGACUUGCUGCCAGCCUCAGUGCGCGAUGAGUGCAAUCAGCUGGUAGAACAGUACGGACCCACUCUGCUGAAAAUUCUGUUGGAAACCAUGGACCCAGACUUUGUUUGCACGAAUAUUGGAGUUUGCUUAGGUGCAAAAAAGCAUCUCGUGGGAGCUGAUAAAUGUGUUUGGGGUCCAUCAUACUGGUGUACAAACAUGGAGACUGCGAACCAAUGCAACGCAGUUGAACAUUGCAAACGUCAUAUCUGGAACUGAUGGGCAUCAGCUUCGGGAUGAAGAAGAUAAUAGUUUUAAAAUGAGAAUCUUUUUUCUUUCAUCAAAUAUGUUUCUGUUUUGUUAGCUUGCAAUAUAUCCUGCUACAUUAGGCAGAGAACUGUGUCUAUUGCAACAAGCUGUAAAGGUUCCUUAUAGUCUUGUAUCUGAGACUCACUAUUAACAAUCUAACUGCCCUCUGGUGAUUGAGUAGAUCUGUAAAUGCUUUUAACUUCAACCCCACUGGUGGUGAGUUGUGGCAGGCUGCUAACUAAGCUGCAAGACAACAGGUUGCGUAUCACGGUAAGUCCCUAACAUGUACACUGGAAGGAAAAUGCAGCAGUGCAAUAAUUGUUGUGAAAGUGAGAAUUAAUGUAUAAUUUUUUCAAGUUUGAUUUGAGCAGUUUUACUACUUGAAGACUAACUGAGUUUUGCUUUGCUAACUAUGGUCUAAAUGGCAUGGGCUUGCAUGUUCAGAGUUUCUGAAAUAUUAGUGUUUUUGAAUAUAAAAUGUUUGCUGAUCUGUUUGCCAACCAUUACCUUGGUUUGUUAAACUUAUCUUUUAAUCUAGUGGAAUGUGUGUAAAUUGCUUUGUCAAUAAAACCUGCCCUAAAUCCGA
Molecule: messenger RNA, 2248 nt
Organism: Carcharodon carcharias (great white shark)
Lineage: Eukaryota; Metazoa; Chordata; Chondrichthyes; Lamniformes; Lamnidae
Gene: psap
Product: prosaposin
Exons: 14
Coding region: 112-1632 (506 amino acids)
Biological process (GO): sphingolipid metabolic process
Cellular component (GO): lysosome
Source: RefSeq, a predicted model, not a curated record